AUGAGUGCCAGCUGGUGGCCACGGCAGUUUUUCGAAGUAUUGGGCCCACCGUUUGAAGCGUUCUUCUUUAUUCGAGAUGGUCGUUCCAGAAAUGAACAAAAACGGACGGGGAAAGAACUCACUGCUAGCCUAUUACAAUCAUUCCGAAAUGUCUACGCCCCAGACGCCCAUUCAGGCAGCUGUUGUAAUGCACUUGUUACCUUUCUGUAUGGGUUUUUCUACCAUCCAGCUACUAAGUGUCUGGGUAGUUUUUUCGGAGGAAGACCCACCCUGUGCUUAUAUCUUCAUCUUCUGUUUAUUUUAGCAUCCGUUGCUUUGCCUUCGGUCGAGUGGCCGUCACAAAUAUCCUAUCAUAAUGGGAUAACGAAUGACAUGGGAUUGUGUCGUAUCGGCUGUCAAUCGUCAUGCCAGUUACGCAGGAAAUAUUAUUUUCUUCUUGGCUUGUCGGUUUUUAUGUUGCUCUUUCUGUAUUACGCACUGCGUGAGACAGUUGUUUCUUAUCCGAUAUCUUAUAAUGGGAUUCAUUUCUUUUUGGCUGCUACACAAAAGGCGAAUAAUGACACGACCGUUAUAGUUCACCCACUUCAUUCAUCCGUCCAACAAAGCGUUCUGGUCUUUUUGCACAUCCAGAAAACUGGUGGAUCGCUGGUUGAGCGUCGACUAGUCAAGGACGGACUUCGUAAUCGGUCUUGUUUGUGCACACCGCAUUUUCGCCGCUGUGAAUGUCGCACAAAGUUGGGAAACACAUGGAUCGUCAGUCGGUUUUCAACAGGUUGGAUUUGUGGUCUUCACGCAGACCUAACCGAAUACACAGAAUGUGUACAAGACAAACUGACCGAGCUGGAUGGAACGAUAGUGCAAAGGCGGUUCAUUUACUUCACUCUACUAAGAAACCCCGUCGAUCGAUUCCUCAGCGAGUGGCUUCAUGUGCGACGUGGUGCGACUUGGCAUGGAGCCAACCUGCAUUGUGGCGGUAGACCUCCAGAUAACCGGGCAUAUCGUCCCUGCUACACGUUACCCGAGUUUAGUGGCAAUUCUACUCAAGUUUGGUUUCGCGGACAUCCGACAUGGACCGGUGUGGAUUUGGAUACUUUUGUAAAGUGUAAGUACAACCUGGCACUCAACCGACAAACACGGAUGUUGGCCAAUCUCCGCAGUCUCGGUUGCUAUAGGCACUUGCUAGAAUGGAACAUGCCUCGCAGUCCAUUCCAGGCAACUGUACCGCAGCGCGCUCUUCUAAACAGUGCCAAAUAUAACCUUGCAACUUUUCUUCGAACAUUUGGUCUUUCUGACUAUCUUGCCUAUACACAGUAUUUGUACCAGCGCUCACUUCAUAUUACUUUCAACCGUCUUUUCGUCGCCAAUGAAUCUUCCGAACGUCUUUCCCACGCCUACCACGUUCGUCGUAACAUGUCCGACUCUCAGUUACAGCUGAUUCGGGACGCCAAUGGAUUAGACCAAAUGUUGUAUGACUUCGUCACACGCCUAUUUACCCUUCGAAUCACGUGGCAUGUGGCUAGGGAUAGUUCCAUAUCAAUGCGUCACAAACGUCCACUACUCACACUUUGGCAUGCGCGGAAUUUUCGUGGACUUGAGGAUAUCCUCUUGGACACGAACAACCGAAACUACUUCCGUCGUCAGUUCACUAUUCAGCUGAUUAGGCUGUUAAAACGGCAGGGAAGUUCGUCCCCGUCUAGAGAGAAGCUAUCACGUGAGCAGUCGAACUGGGACCAAGUACUGUUGCGUCAUUUUGGAGAAUUCGACAGCUCUUCAGUAUCUUAUUGAACCACGCUGGUCGCAUUUAGCCCUAAUAGUUUGGGUAAUUCUAAUCUUUCCACGUUCAGAUGUCAACAUUCGUUCAGAUUUUUAUGGCCCUCUUUCUUCUCAAAGCAGUUUCUUUUUGGUGACCAUGUUUUUUAUGAUUAUGAAGGUAAUUUUGACCAUAAAGUUUCUGGCAAUAAGCAGCCAGUUUUUUCCGCUCUAUUUUCUGCGCUUCCUAUGGGUUGGCAUUUUACGCAACUAUUGGUCAUUAUGAAACUUUCUUGCUCCGGAGUAUUGAGACUAGUCUAUACAAUAUCAUAUGAUCUUGUCAGAUGGAUGUUUUUUUAAAAGCAUAACUAGUGUUCCCAUAUCCAGCAACAAUGAUCGUCCCCGGUGUAUAUUUGGCAGGGUUGUCUUCACCUCACCGGUUGAUUGUACUCCGGGUAACUGUUUGUAGAUGGAACACUGUUUUUUGUGUGACCUACUCCAUGUGGAGAUAGUACAGUUUUGAUUAACUCGCUGCGGUUAAUUUAG
This is a messenger RNA of Opisthorchis viverrini, 2295 nucleotides long. RefSeq lists its product as hypothetical. The coding region runs from base 1 to 1785 and encodes 594 amino acids. The transcript is spliced from 4 exons. NCBI's taxonomy places the organism in Eukaryota, Metazoa, Platyhelminthes, Trematoda, Opisthorchiida, Opisthorchiidae. Gene Ontology annotation, molecular function: heparan sulfate 6-sulfotransferase activity. The record is from RefSeq and is a predicted model, not a curated record. Gene Ontology annotation, cellular component: membrane.